AAUUAGCGAUUUUCAUGAAGUUCAAUUCCUUUCACGUAAUACUAAUCAGAUCUUUAAAUAGCUGUGUAUGUGACGGAAGAAAUCAGUCAGCAUUUCGGUCUCAAAUCGACAUCAACAACAAGUUUACCAAAAUGAACGGUGUAAUUGUUCUAGCUCUUGUUUUGGCCAGUGCCUUAUCUGUAUAUGGCCAAUUUGGAGGAGGACAUAACGAACACCACCAUUUGGAAGAAUACAUCGACUAUAAGGCACCACCUCACUACCACUGGGACUACGCAGUUCACGACCUCAAACAUCAUGACAUCAAGAGUCAGCAUGAAACUAGAGAUCAUGACCAGACCAAAGGAGUCUACACUCUCUUGCAACCCGAUGGCAGAAAACGUAUUGUCGAAUAUGUUGCCGGUAAACAUGGAGUCGAUUACAAAGUAAGAUACGAAGGCCACAGCGAACAUGGAGGAAUUGGAUCUUACAGUGGUUGAUUCGAUUCAAGACCAGUAAUGUAGAUUUUAUACUAUGUAUAUUGUUACCUUAACUAUGCUGCCCUGAUACCUGUGUUGAAUUUUAAGUUGUUUUGUUAUGUUUAUCUAGUUCUUAAUGCAAUAAAACUUGUUGACUAUCGA
Messenger RNA from Harmonia axyridis, 617 nucleotides. RefSeq names its product adult-specific cuticular protein ACP-22-like. The transcript is spliced from 3 exons. The record is from RefSeq and is a predicted model, not a curated record. The coding region runs from base 15 to 476 and encodes 153 amino acids. NCBI's taxonomy places the organism in Eukaryota, Metazoa, Arthropoda, Insecta, Coleoptera, Coccinellidae. Gene Ontology annotation, cellular component: extracellular matrix.